AUGACCAGUCAAUUGACGCAUAGUUGGAUCCAGAAUCAUUCCAUUUCUGACUCUCCUGCUCUCGACGAGGGUACUGGGGCCUCUUGCUCGCCCAGCCUGAAUUCCUUCCCUUCUGGGUCGCUCAAUCCCGCCUGCGGUGUUUACCUGUUCGCUGUGCCUGAUCCCCCUGUUGCCCACUGCUACGAGAACCAGCACGCAAUGAUUGGCUCCUACUAUGGGGAGAACGCGGCAUGCUCCUAG
This is a messenger RNA of Dibothriocephalus latus, 240 nucleotides long. The record is from the annotation of a GenBank genome assembly. Lineage: Eukaryota; Metazoa; Platyhelminthes; Cestoda; Diphyllobothriidea; Diphyllobothriidae.